AAUCACUUUUGUCUGCCUUUAAAUAAAGGCCAUUCUAGAGUUCCCAAAUGUAACAUAUCCUUAACAUAGAAAUCUCAUCAUCAGUAAAAUGUCUUCUUUCCGAUCCUUAGCUCUGCUUUUCUUUGUAGUUCUGCUUCAUGGGGGUUCAUUGUCAUAUGGCCAACUGAGUUCUACAUUUUACGAUGAAACUUGCCCCAAUGUGUCAAGCAUUAUACGUGGAGUUCUCGCAAAUGCUCUGCUCUCAGAUCCCAGAAUUGGAGCAAGUCUCAUUAGGCUUCACUUCCAUGACUGCUUCGUUAAUGGCUGUGAUGCUUCGAUUUUGCUGGACAAUAGUGACACCAUAGUGAGUGAGAAGGAAUCACUGGCUAACAACAACUCCGCGAGGGGUUUUGAUGUUGUUGAUGCAAUGAAGGCACAGUUGGAGACUGCUUGUCCUGCUACCGUCUCCUGUGCUGACAUUCUUGCAAUUGCAGCAGAAGAAUCAGUCUUUUUGGCAGGAGGCCCAUCCUGGCCAGUUUUGUUAGGAAGAAGAGAUAGCAGAACUGCAAACCGCACACUGGCUGAUAAUUUCCUUCCAGCUCCUACUGCAACCCUGGAUCAACUCAAAGCUAACUUCUUAGCUGUUGGACUUAACAAUAGCACAGAUCUGGUUGCGUUGUCGGGUGGUCACACAUUCGGACGGGCUCAAUGUAGAACAUUCACAGACAGACUGUAUAACUUUAGCGGCAGUGGAAAUCCUGACUCUACCCUGAACACAACCUACUUAGCAACAUUGCGCCAAUUAUGCCCUCAAGGUGGAAAUGGGAGUGUCCUGACAGAUCUCGAUCCCACGACACCUGAUGCCUUUGACAGCAACUACUUUACCAACCUUCAAGCUCAACAAGGUCUGCUUCAAAGUGAUCAAGAGUUGUUCUCCACUGCUGGGGCAGAUACCACUGAAAUUGUUAAUAGAUUUAGCAGCAACCAAACUGCAUUCUUCGAAAGUUUUGUUGAAUCUAUGAUAAGAAUGGGAAACAUCAUGCCUUUGACGGGUACUGAUGGGGAGAUUAGAUUGAAUUGCAGUGUUGUUAAUAGUGAUUCAAUCACAACUGCUAGAUCAAAUGAAGGGCUAGCUAGCUCCAUUUGAUUUGAUCAACAACAAAACUGCAAGGCUAAUAAAUAGCCAUCUUUUAUGCUUGUGUAUUUUGCUGAAUAUAAAUUAAUGAAUAAAGCUUGUUUGCAUCUAAUCAUCUUCAUGUUAUGCUGCCAAAUCAUUCUAGUUUACGAACAUUAAUCUAGCUGACAAGUUCAUUAAAUUCAAACUUUUAAUGUAGUUAAGAUUAGAUUAUUUAAAUCUUUAUAAUUAACAAGUGUAUUUAUUUUCUCAUGUCAAAAAACAAUUUUUUUUUCUCCAAUAAAGCUUGUUAAUGUUAUAUUUGAAUAUAAAACAAAUUGGACCGAGUCUCAACCUAGACAUUCUAAAGAUGUAAACAUAAGGGUUUAAUUUUGUCUAAUUUUGUUGUGUGAAUGAAGAAUGAAACCCAGAUUCCAAACUCUAAUAAAAUCAGCUUUUAAGAGGCUUUAAGGGAGGAAAAGUAAAACUAUAGAGAAAAAAUAAAAGUCACCUACAAUAUGAUUGUGACUGUGGUAGGGGACCAAAACAAUCUUAUGCCUGUUGAAUUUUUAGCCUCCUAGCUUGACUACUACGUUUCUAGAAUUUAAAACGGUUAAUUAAAACCAUGACAAUUUU
Molecule: messenger RNA, 1729 nt
Organism: Rubroshorea leprosula
Lineage: Eukaryota; Viridiplantae; Streptophyta; Magnoliopsida; Malvales; Dipterocarpaceae
Source: the annotation of a GenBank genome assembly